Molecule: messenger RNA, 372 nt
Organism: Podarcis lilfordi (Lilford's wall lizard)
Lineage: Eukaryota; Metazoa; Chordata; Lepidosauria; Squamata; Lacertidae
Source: the annotation of a GenBank genome assembly
AUGCCGGCAACUCUCCGCAAGCAGCGGCAGCGCUGCCGCUGCUCGCGGAGAGGUCCGCUGAAGCCUGGGCGCGCUGAUCUCAGCGCGCGCAGGCUUCGGCAUGCCGGCAACUCUCCGCAAGCAGCGGCAGCGCUGCCGCUGCUCGCGGAGAGGUCCGCGAGCCUGGGCGCGCUGAUCUCAGCGCGCGCAGGCUUCGGCAUGCCGGCAACUCUCCGCAAGCAGCGGCAGCGCUGCCGCUGCUCGCGGAGAGGUCCGCGAAGCCUGGGCGCGCUGAUCUCAGCGCGCAGGCUUCGGCAUGCCGGCAACUCUCCGCAAGCAGCGGCAGCGCUGCCGCUGCUCGCGGAGAGGUCCGCUGAAGCCUGGGCGCGCUGA